This is a messenger RNA of Bacidia gigantensis, 3228 nucleotides long. RefSeq lists its product as uncharacterized. Bases 1 to 3228 code for a protein of 1075 amino acids. NCBI's taxonomy places the organism in Eukaryota, Fungi, Ascomycota, Lecanoromycetes, Lecanorales, Ramalinaceae. The transcript has 2 exons. Gene Ontology annotation, molecular function: protein binding. The record is from RefSeq and is a predicted model, not a curated record.
AUGAUUACGCGCCCCAGCGAUGACGACUGGGAGCUCCAUAGAGCUACGCUAGAGAGGCUUUACUCCACCGAAGGGAGGCCCAUGAGGCAGGUGAUAUCCUACAUGAGAGAAUCUCACGGCUGGGACGUCAAAAGAAAUCAAUAUGAGAAGUGGCUAACCACCAGGUGGAGACUUCGAAAACACAACUCUUCACAGGCGUGGAGGGAGCUUUAUCCGCAUGUUCGCGACCUCGAACGCACAGGGAAAAGUGCGGAAGUCUGGAUUGGAGGGAAAAGACAAUCUACUCCGACAAUUGAAAGAGAGCUGAAGCGGCAACUUCUCAGCUGUCGUGACUUAGUUACAGAGCCAGCGCACGAGCUCAAUGGGAAUGUGGUCAUUCGCGAAAGAGUGCCAUUUUCCAACUUGGCUAAGAUGUCAGUUUUGACUCAAGACUUGCCUUUUCAUCAGUUCGAGAGCUACCUGCGCGGCACUCUAUCAAUUGAGAUGCCCAUGUCAGAGAGAGGCACGUCUUACCAAGAUGUCGUGCUUCAACGAGUCAUCAAUGCAGCUUCGUCGCCAGAGUGUAGGAUUGAAGCAUGCCUUCACUCCAUCAUGCCCCAUGAGGGUAGCGAAGUUAACGCCUUCGAUUCCUCGUUGGCGAGACCCCGAACCGAUAUUUCCAGGUCUCCGAUCUUCCGACACAUUUUAUUUUCUAUGGCCAAUAACUUCGCGGGCUUGGAUAAUGUUGGGUUGAGACUGGCCUUCGAAUCAUUGCUGCAAGUAGCAAGUAAGGAGUUGUAUCAAAUCGUACGGUCAACACCUCAAUAUCAUACGACACAAGCUAUUGCCAAGAGCGUCUUCAAAGCUGCCAUUGAGCUUGCGCAUGCUGACAUAGUCGACACACUGCUCAAAGACUGCUCAUUAAACAUCGGUGUCAACCAGAAGCUUUCUUUUCCAUGUGACCCUAGGGGAUGGCGCUGCUCACCUCUGAGGCGGGCCACUGAUUUGAAACAUAAGCAAGUCAUCGAAGUCUUACUUGCCUAUGGAGCAAAGCCUGAAGAGCACAGCGACUUCAGUCAGUGUUCUCUAUGUGAUGAAAUCAUGUUUUCGUAUGAAAGCUGCUCCUAUGCUACGGACGCCGACAGGGAGGUCAAUCGCAUUGUUUCUGGCUGCGGCUACUGCGUGAGAUCUGGUUCUGAAGUCCGUUCCAUGCUUGUUGGCGCCGAUCAUGAAGUCUCACCUGACGAUCUACAUUUUCUAAUGAACGACAGUCAAUCUCAAGAUCUUUUUCGCCAGAUAUUUGAAAAUAGACUGGCAAAAAACCAGCAUGAUUGGCGUGACUCAAGGAUCUUUUCUAGCUUAUUUGGUACGUAUGAUCAGGAUAGCUUACUCUACUUUCUGGAUUUCAUGGUGAAGAACGAAAUAGACUUGAAUGCGACCCCAAAGAUUUCACCAGGUGUUAUUGAAAGUCUUCCAGAAUCACACAAACUCAAGACUCACUACCUCGACGUCAUGAAGGAGAAGGAGAUAGACCUGUGUGUGACCCCGAAAGUCUCACCGGAUUUCAAAGAUCAUCUUUCAAGAUAUGGCGCGUCCUUCUCUCAUCACGAGCGCUGCGAAGAAAGCCUAAUUGAAAAGGCUGCUCGACGUGGGUUUUUCAAUUUGACAAGAUCCUUAUUCGAGGCAGGUGCCUGCAUUACUCCCGAUACCCUGCCAAACGCGAUCUCCAGCGGUGACAAGGUUCUCACUGAUUACCUACUAAAACAUGGUGCUAAUCCACAUGCCGGAAGGAGAAGCAGAGACUCGCCACUGAUUGUAGCGAUACGCCUCCAGCAACCCGAGAUCACCAAGCUCAUCCUAAGCGCGAUAGAUCCAAUAUCAACUUACGGUAGAGAUACCUUUCUCCCAGCAUUAGAGGCUGCUUCUGAAGUCGGGGAUCUCACGCUACUACAUACAAUGAUCGGACAGGUUAAUAAAAAUAUGUCCACUGAUUACGGUCGAGCACUCUCGACUGCGAUUAUUUACGGACAGCAAGCGGCUGCUCUGAUGUUGGUCAACGCAGGCGCCGACGUAGAAGAUGUCACUAGUGACCACUCACCCCUCUGCGGUGCAUUGAAGCUGCAAAAUCAUGCCUUGGUGUGCGCGAUACUCGACGCAGAGCCAAUAGCUCGUUAUACUAAUUCAACCGCACAUGAUGAACCCUACUUUUCUUACAGUGGCAGCCUCGAUGAAACACCGCCGGUUGAACUUGUUGUUCGGUGGGGCAACGUCGAUAUUCUCCAGAAGUGUAUAGUAGCUGGCAUCGAUAUCAAUGACUGUGGCAGGAGAUCAAGAGAGUUCGCCGAAUCCGCAUUAUUCAUUGCUGUGAGAAGCAAAAACCGACUGAUGGCAGAUAUCUUACUACAAAAUGGGUGCUUUAUUGAUAUUCCAACGUCGCGGAAGUCAGGACUGACUGCGUUGAGGGCAGCCGUCGAGUCUCAGGAGCUCCAGAUGAUAGAUUACAUUUUUCAAAACGGCGCAGAUCCCCAUGAUGGAGGCGCGCUUACCAAGGCAGUCGAAUAUAGCUCAAAAAAUAUGGUCAAGCGAAUGACCCAAGAGCAUGCCGCACGAUAUCCAGGGGCCCAUCCAGGGUGGUGCAGAGACGCUAUUUUGAACGCCGUCGACCAGAAUGAUCUUCGGAUCUUCAAAAUCCUUCUCAAGGCAGAUCCUAACCCCCUUUUCAUUCCAAAGAAUGAGGGGUUACAAACAUCAUUUUUGCACCACGCUAUCAUCAAAGCCAACGACGCUGUCUCCGGACCAGCUGAAGGAACAACGUUCAAAUUCCUGGAAUUUUUGCUUCAGAAUCAAGUGGACACAAAGUGUAAUCCCGAAGUUAUGACAUCGUUCCAUACCUCAUACUGGUCUUACACUAAAUCAACGUUUUUCAUGGAUGUUAUUCGUACUGGGAACAGCGCUAUGGUGGAUCUCCUCAUCAGAUAUGGAGCAAAGAUCAAUGGUCCAGUCAAACGCGGGUUCAAUCGUACGCCACUACAGGUAGCGGCAGAAAAUGGCCACGUCGAGCUGAUCAGAAAGCUCCUAGAUCUGGGAGCAGAUGUCAAUAGUCCUGCCGCCCGGGAUGACGGAGCGACCGCACUACAAUUUGCAGCCAUGAAGGGAUACAUAUCAAUUGCAUUUACCUUGCUCCAAGCGGGCGCUCAGGUAGAUGCAUCAGGGGGAUUUAUCGAAGACAUUAUGCAUUUGGGAGCCUGA